CAUUGUACACGUCUAGAAGUCAUCUAGAAACGCUGUAAUGCGCCUGCGCAGACAAACCCGGAAGAAUAGCUGGAGAGAGACAGUACGGUGAGACGCAAAAACGAACCAAAACAGUUUUGUAUGUCUACAUUUUAUAGCAGCCAUGGCGUGCUGCCCUUCCUGCUCCAGCCUGUGCUCCUGCUCGUCAGUUUACACGCUGGUCUUGGGCAUGAGUUUUGUCACCCUGGGCACCAGUCGCAUCCUGCUACUUAAAUUCUCUGCUAAUGCUGAGAACAAAUAUGAUUUCCUCCCGGCAUCUGUCAACCUGCUGGCAGAGGCGUUGAAGCUGCUCUUUUGCCUUACAAUGUCAGCCAGGGUGUUCAUUCAAGAGGGGCGCUCAUACAGAGAGCUUCGCUGUUCCUCCGCCUCAUCCCUCCUCAGAUCCCUGAAGUGGGCGGUCCCUGCUUUCCUCUACUUCCUUGACAACCUUAUCAUCUUCUACGUUUUGACCUACCUGCAGCCUGCCAUGGCGGUCCUGUUCUCUAACUUUGUGAUCCUCACCACGGCUGUUCUCUUCAGGAUCGUUCUCAAGAGGCGUCUGUCCUGGGUGCAGUGGGCUGCGUUGGUCAUACUCUUCCUGUCCAUUGUCUCCUUGACAACAGGAUCGGGGUCCAGCCAGAAGUCCAUGUCCGUGCUGCGUGUCCACUCCAACCCCCUAUCCAUCCCAUCCAACUCCUGCCUGCUGUACACACAGCUGCUGGAACAGAUGAAGAACAGCAGUGCCAGUGGCUCGUGGGUCUCGACCCUGCCCGGCCAAGCGUGGAGAGACAGCCUGGUGGGAAAGCUGCGCUCCAUGGGCAUAGGCCACAUCCUGCUCCUCCUGCAGUGUUUCAUAUCGGCCAUGGCCAACAUCUACAACGAGAAGAUCCUCAAGGAAGGAGACCAGCUGACUGAGAGCAUCUUCAUCCAGAACAGCAAACUGUAUGUCUUCGGCGUGAUGUUUAAUGGUCUGACCCUCGUCACUGGACAAGAGGCUCGAGGCCUCACCGUCCACUGCGGCAUCCUUCAUGGUCAUAACAUCUUUUCUCUAGCUCUGGUGGUGGUAACUGCUGCCCUCGGUCUAUCUGUGGCCUUUAUUUUGAAGUUCCGAGACAACAUGUUCCACGUGCUGACGGGCCAGAUUACCACGGUUCUGGUCACCGCCCUCUCCCUCUUCCUCUUCGACUUCCGCCCCUCUCUGGACUUCUUCCUGCAGGCUCCCAUGGUCCUGCUGGCCAUCUUUAUCUACAAUGCCAGCCGGCCUCGGGACCUGGAGUACAGCCUUCAACAGGAAAAACUGCGGGUCAUCAACGGGGAGGUGUUAAAGAGGUCCAGAGGGGACGGCGAGGAGCUGGAGCUGCUGAAGGCCAGCACAGACAGCGAUUCCGAAGAGUCGUCUUUGUAGCCCACAGAAGUGUUCAAUUUUUUUUUUUUUUUUGUGGCUCACGCUGGAAAAGGUUGAGUUACGUCGUUGCUGUGAUGAACUCAUGACAGGUUUGUUUUUUUGAGUGGUCUGACCUCAGCAAGGAAAGGAAGUAAGUCUGCUGCUGUAUUCUGUUCCAUUUUGAAUCACAUGGGUGAUUUUUUUCAAAUGCUUUGCUAUUGUGAAUGGUUUGAAUAAUAAGCAUAAUAGUGCAUUUUGGGGAUAAACCAUAUUUGUGGAUAGUGACCAAUUCAUUUAGUCUCGCAAUUAUACACAAACUUUGAUGCCUUAAUGCUGGUGCCACAUUCCACACACUGGACGCCAGGUACCACAUGUAAGGGAUUCUUUUCAAAGCACAAUAAACUUGUCUCUUAGUGAUCUUUAUUGUUCUGUCACACUUAAGUAUUUAUUUGAGUAUUAUCUGUUGAAAAUGAGCUCUUUGUGUCUUAUGUGCUAGCUGGCAAAUUGUGCAAUAAACUGCAAGUAUUGUGCAUGUUUGGUAUUUGAAUGUGACAGGAGAAAGGGAAUACAAAGGACUAAACAUGAUUAUUAGAGCUGUCAAGAAUAGCGUGUUAACGGUGGUAACUUAUUUAUUUCAUUGAUUACAUUUAAAUUUUUACCACCAUUAAUGUAUGUACAUGAUUUCAAGCCACACCUCUCUGUUAUGACGGCAGGCGGAGCCACAAUAGCAUCCCCACACAGUCACACAGAGUCUGAAGCUCUAAUGACUUUAUUCUGACCUGAACACAUCAACAGCAGUGCAACUCCAACACCACAUAUGUAUCUCCCGCUCACAAACACGUCUGUAGUCAGAUGGGAACGACACUUCCUCAUCUCUACUAAACAGUGAGGUGCAUUCAGUGACACUCUGAAAAAUCACAACGUCUGCAUGGUGGAGAACAUGCAAAUUCCAAAACAUGGAAUGUUAGGUUAAUUGGCGACUCUAAAUUGUCCAAUGUCUAUAGCAACCAGUCCAGGGUGUACCCCGCCUGUCGCCCAAAGUCAGCUGGGAUAGGCUCCAGCAUACCGCCUAAUGAGGAGAAGCGGUAUAGAAAGUGGAUGGAAGGAAGUAUGCUCGGAAACCCCAGAAAACACACUCAAAACGUGAGUGGUGUCUUUGAAUGCAACCCUUCAUGGCUCAUAAUAACGAGAUUAAAGUGUGACUCUGCUAAUGUUAAGAAGACUAGCGUUAGGCAAAUACAUUUUCAGAUGUGUGGUAUCUUUUGCUUGAUUUCAAUUUUCAGUUCAUUUUGAGCUGUUAAUAUACUGCUCAAAAAAAUUAAAGGAACACUUGGAAAACACAUCAGAUCUAAACUGGG
Messenger RNA from Dunckerocampus dactyliophorus (ringed pipefish), 2760 nucleotides. It is a transcript of the gene slc35a5, whose product is annotated as solute carrier family 35 member A5. Gene Ontology annotation, molecular function: pyrimidine nucleotide-sugar transmembrane transporter activity. Lineage: Eukaryota; Metazoa; Chordata; Actinopteri; Syngnathiformes; Syngnathidae. Bases 143 to 1423 code for a protein of 426 amino acids. The transcript has 10 exons. The record is from RefSeq and is a predicted model, not a curated record. Gene Ontology annotation, biological process: pyrimidine nucleotide-sugar transmembrane transport. Gene Ontology annotation, cellular component: Golgi membrane.